Drosophila simulans is the source of this 2760-nucleotide messenger RNA. RefSeq names its product ATP-binding cassette sub-family D member (gene ABCD). The transcript is spliced from 9 exons. Gene Ontology annotation, cellular component: peroxisomal membrane. Gene Ontology annotation, molecular function: ATP hydrolysis activity; ABC-type transporter activity; long-chain fatty acid transmembrane transporter activity. The coding region runs from base 296 to 2488 and encodes 730 amino acids. Gene Ontology annotation, biological process: peroxisome organization; very long-chain fatty acid catabolic process; long-chain fatty acid import into peroxisome. Lineage: Eukaryota; Metazoa; Arthropoda; Insecta; Diptera; Drosophilidae. The record is from RefSeq and is a predicted model, not a curated record.
CGUAGAUAUGGCUAUGUACAUACUUUUACUGAAAACAAUAAGCUUUAAGCUCUUGUGCAGUUCGGUCAUAACAUUAGAUUUUUACUUGCCUGGCACUAUCCUUCGGGGAAAACAGGUUAUUCUAACAGUACAAAUCGUCCAUAAACAUUGCCGUCAAGCAGUCAUGCAUAGUUUAUUUUCCUGAAGCACAACGGAAUCUUUCCAAAAAAAUAUGGUGCAAGUAGUAUUCGAUUUUCCAUAAACUGUUUUGCUCAACGAUAAAUCCAAACGUCAAAGUACCAUUAUACUGUCAACAAUGAGUGUUUUAUCAAAAUAUGUUGACCGGAUUGCAGAAAAAUGUGAACAUAAUGGGUUUACGAAACACGCUUUUAGCUAUGCUCUAGUAACUAGUGCUAUACUAGCACUUACCAUUAAAGUUACUAUCCCUUACGUAAGAAACGUAAAUACUACGUGUAGUGUACGGACCCAAAAAGGAAAAACCAAUGACCAACUAUCACCAUCGAAAAGAGAUAGCUCAGAAGAGGAUUUCAAGCUUGCAGAGGCCGAAAAGUUAUUGGUUGCACAGCAACUUAAAAAAAAAACUACAAAUAAUUUAGUUGAGCCUGGUCUAAAUAAGGAGUUUUUAAAACAUUUGCAAAUGUUGGCCAAAAUAAUGAUUCCUCAGGCGUUCUGCUAUGAAACAGGAUUACUAAGCGUUCAUACUUUUUGCUUGAUUUCUCGAACAUUUCUUAGUAUUUAUGUUGCCGCAUUGGAGGGAGCUCUUGUUAAAUUUAUAGUUCGAAAGGAUAUUAAGCAAUUUGCCCUAGUGUUGCUCAAAUGGUUCGGAAUUGCUAUCCCUGCUACUUUCGUUAAUUCUAUGAUACGGUUUCUCGAAAGUAAACUGUCUCUGGCGUUUCGAACUCGGCUUGUGCGUCACUCAUAUCGGCUCUAUUUUAAAAACCAAAAUUACUACAGGGUAUCAAAUUUGGACGGACGCAUUGAAAACGCGGAUCAUAGACUUACGGAAGAUAUUUCUGUGUUCGCAAAUUCUGUAGCUCAUUUGUAUAGUAGCCUGACUAAACCAUGCUUCGAUCUGAUGCUUAUCGGCUUGGCACUAAUGAGAUCUUCUAGAAAAAUGAAAGCUAACAUUAUAACUGGACCAGCCUUAUCAAUCGGUGUUAUUGCUCUUACAGCCCAUAUAUUGAGAAUUGUUUCCCCGAAGUUUGGACAGCUGGUAUCGGAAGAGGCAAAUAGAUAUGGGUAUUUAAGACAUAUACACUCCCGCAUAAUAACAAACGCGGAAGAAAUUGCUUUUUACGGAGGCCAUAAGGUGGAAAUGCAGCAGCUAAGGCAUGCAUACAACCGCCUGGUAAACCAAAUGACUACAAUUUUUAACCAAAAACUUUGGUUUAUAAUGCUUGAACAAUUUUUUAUGAAAUACGUUUGGUCGGGUACUGGAAUGAUUAUGGUAUCACUUCCAAUUUUGACGGGCAGUGACGUAGGACUUGGAACCGUUGCCAACACGGCCAUAUCGGAAUCCCGAGUUAGCGAACGCACGCAAUAUCUAACCACUGCUAGAAAUUUACUAAUUUCCGCAGCAGACGCGAUUGAGCGAUUAAUGUCUUCUUACAAGGAAAUCGUGUCGCUUGCUGGCUACACAUUUAGGGUGGCUGGUAUGAUGGAUGUCUUUGAGGAAACUGCUCUGGGAGUUUAUUGCAAGACAAGUGUAAUGGAAUCCAAUCAGUCGAACGGUAUUAUUAAGUUUCGUAAUGGAAAACCAAUAGCAAAGGGUCGCAUAAUCUAUUCAGAUGAUCCGAAAAAUAUGUCAAUAAACCUUCGUUCAGUGCCAGUGGUGACACCCAAUUGUGAUAUAGUUGUACCAAAACUUACAUUGUGCAUAGAGCCUGGUGUGCACUUGUUAAUAACUGGGCCAAAUGGAUGCGGAAAAUCGAGCUUGUUUAGAAUACUAAGUGGACUUUGGCCUAUAUACGCAGGGGAGUUGCAAAUACCAAGGCCUGUGAAAGACGUCCCAUGUAUGUUUUACAUUCCCCAACGUCCAUAUAUGUCAAUCGGGAGCCUGUGUGAUCAAAUUAUAUACCCUGACACGAGGGAAGAUAUGAAACGCAAGCAUAUAACUGAAAACGAGCUAAGAUCCAUUUUGAAAAUGGUCAGCCUUGAGCACAUCGCUCAAAGGGAUAGCUUUGACGUUGUUCGUGAUUGGAAAGAUAUAUUAUCCGGAGGUGAAAAACAACGUAUGGCGAUAGCCCGAUUGUUUUAUCAUAGACCGCGCUAUGCCCUUCUUGAUGAAUGCACCAGUGCUGUAUCUAUAGAUGUUGAAAGCUCGAUUUAUGAAAUUGCUAAAGGAAUGGGAAUUACUUUGUUAACCAUAACACACAGGCCUACUUUGUGGAAAUAUCACACACAUAUAUUGGAGUUUGACGGUCUAGGAAGCUGGCAGUUUAGAAAAAUGAAUGCUGAUGAAGAACAAAAAGGACAAUUUCUUUCGUAGUACAAACUUGUUUUGGGAAACUGAAGUUUUAAUACCCGUGCAGUUUUGACAUAAAAGUACUUAUCAAGAUCGUGUACACAACAGUAAUAGAAUACAGUCUUCCGAUUUAUUAGCGUUCAUAAAAAUACAAAUUCCACAAAUCGUCAGGCUUUUAAAAUCAUAUAUAUAUAAUUUAAACUGCUUAUAUUUUAUGUUCAAAAUUUAUUUAAACAUUACUAAAAAUAUUUUUUAUGCAUAGGUGUGAGCAAUAUCAAAAAGACUUAAAAUUUUAA